AUGGUAGAAAACAAGAUAAAACACACAGGUAAGAUCAGUAAAAGAACUGGUAAAACCAAUAAUCCCAUUAGUGCUAGACAGCUUAUGGAUUUAAACAACUUAAAAGAAACUAAGGACAAGACUGGAGAUGAAACGGUACCGAAUCAAAAAUCGAGAACCAUGAGUAUGUGCACCAAUAUAACGAGAAAUGUUCACGAUACUAUAACACCAAUUAAAAAGAAUUGCACAACAAGACUAACCUUCCAUUCUUUAUUAUCGCUUGAGCAGCAGAAGGAUGGAUUUCAAACACCUGAAAGUAAAAUACAUAACUCACCUCUUUUGGAAACAAAAUCAAAAACUCAUAUUGAAGAUAGCGUAAUAAGGGGAGAAAGUAUUAUAAAUCCAAAGACACCAAGACGUACGUUAUUAUCGCCAAUUAUACUCACAAAUUGGCUUGACAGAACUUCGAUCUACUCACCAUCAAAUGGUUCCCGCCUUCUUUUCAAAACGAAAUAA
Molecule: messenger RNA, 495 nt
Organism: Naumovozyma dairenensis CBS 421
Lineage: Eukaryota; Fungi; Ascomycota; Saccharomycetes; Saccharomycetales; Saccharomycetaceae
Exons: 1
Coding region: 1-495 (164 amino acids)
Source: RefSeq, a predicted model, not a curated record